AUUCAUCUUGAAUACUCCCGCAUCGCGCAUAUAUUCGAGAGAAUCAUGCGAUUCAGCUAUCAUCUCCACAGGCCAUCACCCUCUGAGACCUCCGAACGUCUCUCGAUAUCAGCGGAGCUCUACAGACUGAGGCAGACUAUUAGUCAAGACCAUCAUGGUGCCGGACGAUCAGACAAACCUAUUCCAAACGAAUCGACGAUUCUGUCAGCCCGAAGCUGAGAAUAAUCAUGGCAUAUUAUUCAUACAGGAAGCCGUCGUUUCUGACCUACGUUGGUUAUAUGGUCUGAAGUUGGUGAACAAGUCGGACCAAGAUCUGUUCCCAUAUGUGUUCUAUUUCGAUCCCAGCGAAUACAGCAUCGAGCUAUGGUACUAUCCUCCCUCCGCCACAAAGCCCCCGCCUCUCAAAGCGGAUGGCAGCUUAGAGGUUGGGUAUGGAGAACAUGGAAAUGGUGCAAGCAUCAAGCUGAGCGUCCCAGAAGGCAUGCACACGGAUUCGGGAUUCAUUAAGGUUUUCGUGUCCACUAAGUACGUGGACAUGCAGCCUAUCGCGCAGCCAUCUUCCUUGCACGAUGCGAACCCGCCUUCUACGUAUGGUCGCGGAGCGGCGAUGGCUUUCGCAGGGCCUGUGGGUGCAGAUUUGGAUCAAGCAAGCUGGAAUGUCAGCACGUAUAUACUGACAGCUACCACUCUGAUGUGA
Molecule: messenger RNA, 697 nt
Organism: Laetiporus sulphureus 93-53
Lineage: Eukaryota; Fungi; Basidiomycota; Agaricomycetes; Polyporales; Laetiporaceae
Exons: 2
Coding region: 155-697 (180 amino acids)
Source: RefSeq, a predicted model, not a curated record